Molecule: messenger RNA, 582 nt
Organism: Porites evermanni
Lineage: Eukaryota; Metazoa; Cnidaria; Anthozoa; Scleractinia; Poritidae
Source: the annotation of a GenBank genome assembly
AUGUCUAAACACCACAAUGUUGGUCUCACACCAUUUCAAACAGUUCCGUUUUCACAGAAAUGUCAGCGGUUUCGAUUCGAACAUCCUUUUACCUCCAUGAUUGCCGGAAUGACCGGCUCAGGAAAAACGGCCUGGGUUCGAUCUCUAUUGCAACAAGCUUCAGAGACAAUUUACCCUCCCCCGGAGAGGAUCGUUUGGUGUUUUUCACAAUGGCAGCCAGCGUAUACACAAAUGCUAGUCGCCAUGCCACACAUUGAAUUCGUCAAGGGAAUUCCUACGGUUUUGGAGCAGGAUUCCUAUUUUGAUGUGAACAAACGGAAUCUGAUCGUCUUUGAUGAUCAGAUGAUUGACGCCAGUAAAGGCAAGCGAAUUGUGAACCUUUUUACUCGUGGUUCUCAUCAUCGCAAUCUGAGCGUGAUUUAUACCGUGCAGAAUCUAUUUCACCAGGGGAAAGGUAGCCGCAGCGUAAGCCUAAACAGCCAUUAUCUGGUGUUAUUCAAGAAUCCACGAGACAAAUUGCAAAUCUUGACUCUUGUCAAGCAAAUGUAUCCCGGGCAGACUGAUUUCUUUUUAAAUCAGUAG